This is a messenger RNA of Lingula anatina, 4001 nucleotides long. RefSeq lists its product as uncharacterized. Gene Ontology annotation, cellular component: plasma membrane; exocytic vesicle. Gene Ontology annotation, biological process: intracellular protein transport; exocytosis. Lineage: Eukaryota; Metazoa; Brachiopoda; Lingulata; Lingulida; Lingulidae. Gene Ontology annotation, molecular function: neurexin family protein binding; small GTPase binding. The record is from RefSeq and is a predicted model, not a curated record.
UGCCUGUAAUUUCCGUUUCACACACGUACCGUCAAGCUUGUUGUGUGUCAUUCACUGCCUGCAGCUCUGCGUGUUUUAGCUGUCGCGAGGCAAAGGCCUAGACAUCUGUUUGCUUUCCAGGUCAUUUUCAUGACCAGUUUUAUCUCCUAUGAAGUAGUGGAAAACUUGGAAGUGAAGCGCACAGUGUUUCUGGUGCAAAUACCAGUGGACAUGUCCGAUUUUGUGGCGUAAACUUGCGUAUGCAGGCCAAACAAUGAGUGAACUACUACAGGAGAAUUUCAACUGCUUUCUUUAAGACGGCAUGUUUUGAUCAACAAGCUACGAUAAUGGCUACUUCAGUAGACAGGCACGUAAGAAAAUGGCCAGCUGCAAAGAUGGACUUCUUUGUGGACUUAAACCACCUGACAGAGACUGAGAGGGAUAUCAUUCUUAAUGUGCUGCACAAAGAUGAAGAAUUACAAAAAGCUGAGGAGAAAAGAAUCAACAAAUUACGGGCAGAUAUACAGUUAUUGCGAAGACAGGGGGCCUUGAAGCCAGGCCAGGACGCUGAGAAGACUUGCACUAGGUGCCGUAGUGAGCUGGGUAUUCUGUUUAACAGUGGCGCCUUCUGCCCCAACUGCCAUGCCAAAGUGUGUAAACUAUGCAGGGAAGCGGUCCCAGAAGAGGAAGAAGGAUGGGUGUGUACGCUGUGUUACAAACAGAGGCAAAUCAAAAUGCAGUCAGGGGAAUGGUUCUAUAGCAACCUUAUAGCAAAUACUGAUAAAGUAAGCAGUGGUCAGAGCGGGAAGGUUGUGCUUCUUGGCUCCGACAUUGUCAGGGCUUCCAUACGCAGAGGUGGCAAAGCACGUACUGUAAGAGAGACCUCCUUCAACAGUAGCAUUGAUGAAGAAUGUAGUGAUACCCAGAGUACAGCUGACGGCAAUCGCUCAGACUCCGCUGAGAAGAGAAAACUGUUGGACUUGGUGAAAGGAUUAAAAAAUGAUUCACCUGAGCAACAGCGUGUGGUGGUAAAAAAAGUAACCUCAAAAGGCCUGGCAGACGAUUCUGACAGUAGUGACAGUGGGCCCGACUCACCAAAACUAUCCUCACAAAGAAGAAGUCCCUCUUUAAAGAGCUCUUCCGCUAUCUCUAGUGAUCGCACUACAAUCAUCUCCACUUCUGAUGAAGAAACUCCAUCAAGGACUCCUGACGUUAAACAGAAAUCCAAGCACAGGCUCCCAGGGGGACAUGACAUUCAGAUGGAUGAUGUCCAGGCUUACAAGGUCAGAGGUCAAGGUCAGUUAAACAUAGACAAAAUUAAUAAUCAUCCUCCAACUAAAAAUAGGUAUGAUUUACAAGGUCUGAAAGAAUCCAACAAUAACACUGUCCCACUUAGCCAAGAAGAGGAGGGGCUUGAGAGGACAGAUGGGACUGAGGAUUUUACUGUGGAAGAACUGACGCAAAUUAAGUUCAAGCGCUGUUCGUCAAGACGGGACAAUGGCUCAAAUGCAUCUGCCAGGGUUUCAAAACAAACAUCGCUUCCACCUGUGGACUCUAGUUGUGAAGACCGCUCCUCUGUUGACUCUCAAACUGGGGAGGAGGAACAUAGCUGGGCGGGACAGCAACCGUCAUCAUACUCAACUAACUUUCCUGAUGGGCCCCACUCAGGUACUAAUCCUUCUCUUAAGUCUAACCACAGUAGUAGCCACCCGCUUACUAAUAAACCCUCCUCUAGAUCUGUAGCUAGCCAUGGCCAGAUUCUACCCCAGCAUGAAGGGAAGGGAAAGGGUGGUGAAGAGAAUGAGGCAGGGAAGCCUUCAGCUAAUAGACCUAGAUACCCACUUGCAAAGAGUAAUAGCUUUGAAAACCCAUUGUUUGAAGAAGAUGAUGAAGAUGUGGCUGUUCCAGAAAAGACAGCUGCUGUUCUCGAUUCCGACAGCAACCACGAGUCUGAUGAGGAUGAAAGAAUGCUGCUUGAACUCAGAAAUGCACUGAAAGAUUCUUUGAAAAACCAAAGUUUUGACAGCGAAGAAUCUCUGUCCAAGUUUAAGGAAGCCAAUACCAGAGGUGAUGUACUGGAUGAUGAUGACAUCUUGACAGAAAUGGCAGACACCAUCAAAAAAAUCAACUCUAUGAGACAAAAACAGCCGAGUCAGGAAGAUGCUAUGUCAGACACUCUGAGUAUAAUCACUGAGAUAACAGAGCCUGGGGAUGACAUUUCUGUAAGGUCCAUUUCGGUCAGUGAAUAUGGGGAAGAGCAAAAGGCAAAGAUAAUUGAAUAUUACACAAAAUUAGGCAUAGAUGGCGUACCUAUUUCUUCAUCAGAGAGCACAGCUGAAGAGAGUGAUCAUCAGGAAGUAUUUGAUGUUAGUACAACAGAUGGACAGACGGACAAUGCAGUUACAGAAAAAAGUUUGGAAACAACUGAUGUAAAAGCCCAGGCUUCUGAAAAGCACUUUGAAAAAUCUAAGUCUUCAGAAAAAGCCAAAAAGAGAAGACUGAAGUUUUUCAGAAGGAAAUCCAAGAACAAUGAAAAAGACCAAAAGGACAAUUCUGGUCAGACCAGUAGUUUUGCCUCUUUUGGGGCAUCAUUUGAUGAUGUGGUGGAACAAAAUUUGAAACAACUCGACAGAACAAUUUCAAAUGUAAGUUUAGACAUCCCAGAUACAGCAGAACCUGUACAGGGUGCCACAGGUACACCCCCCACGCCACCUAGUGGCCAAGCACUUGAGAAGUCAAAACUUGCCAACGUAACAGAACCUCAGAUAGUAGCAACUAACAGUUAUCAAACAGACACAGCUCCUCAUCCUGUCAAAGUAGUUGUCACGCCAACUGCAGCAGAGCCAAAGUCACAUCUUGCCACCUCUGGUCAGAAAAGGAGAUAUGAAAAGAAAGAGACUUCAGGUAACAGUCCAGAUGAUUACCUGAAUGUAUCGGAUUUGGUUGGGAAGUGGGAAUCCAUGAGCCCUCAUUCAAAGAGAAAGGCCACACAAGAUCUCACAGAACCAGAAGGAAAGGACCUUUCUGUUCCACUGUUUCAGGAACAGCAACCACUAUCAAAGGUGGAAGAUCAGCCUGAACCCAGGCAGAAAACAGCCCAGUUUUUCAGUGCAGCAGAAAAAGUUAAAACUGAAAGCUCCUCCCUUGAAAGCAAAGGGGAACACAGUCAAGGUGACAGCGACAGCACUAUCAGCUUUGAUGAUCGGCAUUUGUCUGCUGAAAGUGAAAAUAGGAAUAGCAUCAUUCAUGAUGAUGGAGAGGAAAACCUUAAUGCUGGUGCUAAUUCCAUAGGAAAUGGUAAUAAUGCAGAAGAAUUAAUGGAGGUGAGUGAACCCUCAGUAGGGGGAAGUGAUUUGGAUAGAACAAGAGAUGCCAUUUCAGAUGAGCAGGAAACUGCAAAGAGAACAUCAAGCAGUAAUGACUCAGUGGAAGUUACAGAUGAAAACAUCAGUUUUGAUGAAGCUAUCGAUACUGAUGCUCCAUUAAGUGGAAAUGCAGACAAUCUCCAAGAGAAGGUCAGUUGUGAAGACAGUACACAAGUUAAACAACCUGAAGCAGUAUCUAUCCCACUUCAUGAACAUCAAGUGCAAGAAUCAUUUGAAAAGCAAAUGGCAGGUGAUAGAAAGCUUUCUUUAAACCUUUCUCUCAGUGGUGGAGGGCCAACAAAUUCUGAUUCAUCCAAAAUAGGAGAUCAUACUAGUUUAAAAUCUUCUUCCUCUGAUCACUCUCUGCCAGAUUCUCCUAGUACUUCUUCUAUUUCUAGUCGCACCAGACCUUUCCUGCGCUAUAACUCCUCUCCUGCUGUAGCCCCCUCGCCCUCCUCCUCCCCUCCACCCAAACCACUGCGACAUCAGCCAGUCAGCAUUGAUUCCGGUACUUUUCCAGCAGAUGAAGCUGAUGAUUCUGACAGAGCACUAGCUUCCACACCAUUAGACACAGAGCAGAGCAAUGGUCAUGCUAAUGGUCACUCAGUCAGGCCUCCCUCUAUCUCGGUCACUUCUCAUGCUGAAGAUGACCAGGAG